AACGCACCGGUACUUAGCCCAGAUCCAGCAUCUACAUAAGGAUUUUUAAAAGCAAUGUCCCUGAGCUGAAUUGAUACAGUGAGCUCAGCAUCCUCCAAAUUUGUCAAAAUUUUGUAUUGUAGAAAAAUUGAGAAAAGUUCACUUCCGAUAAUAUUACAAUGUCCAGCACAAUUUGCAAGGUCACCCAGACGCAUUGUGGGAUCGCAUAACAAAUUUCCUCGUCUGCGGCCGGCUGCAGAUGCAGACUAGACGUACAUGUACUGUAUGCGAAAGCUAGCCUCUGUAUCCAUCAAGUCCAUCUGUCAAGCAUGAAUUUACAAAAAUAGAAACGUUUUGUGCAGCAAAUUUGCCGGCACACCGGCCCUGUUGUCUAUGUCUGUAACAUGCAGGGGAAUGAGUAGUUAUCUGUUCGCCAUUUGGGAGAUAAACUGUGGCCAAAAUGGUGGUUUUUAACGGCACAAUUCGGAUGCGAGUGUGCGAGGCGGUGGACCUGAGACCGACCGAUUUUUCCACCAGACACAGUGUAACAUCGAAGGAUUCGAAGAAGGCAGCGGCCAAUGUGAUCGACCCGUACAUUAUCAUCACCGUGGACGAUCAACAUGUCGGCACGACAAGUAUAAAGCAAAAGACGGUCAAACCGUCGUGGAAUGAAGACUUCGAUGCCAAAGUUCAAAAUGGCGAGAAUGUUUUACUUACAGUUUACCACAGCUCCAUCAUUUCUUCCGAUGAUUUUGUGGCGAAUUGCACGGUGGCGAUUGAGGAUCUCUUGCAAAAUGGCGUGAAUAAGAAUGGUGCAAGCAUUUCUGACAUUUGGAUUGACCUUGAGCCGUCUGGGAAAGUCCAUGUUGUCAUUGAACUCAAGGGAUCAUCUGAAGAUCCACCAAAGGAGAAGGUUUUCAAAGUCCGGGAAAAUGCAAUGCGAAAGAGGCGCGGGGCGGUGCGACGGAGGGUACACCAAAUCAACGGGCACAAAUUCAUGGCAACAUUUUUGCGACAACCAACGUACUGUUCACAUUGUAAGGAUUUUAUCUGGGGUUUUUACAUGCAAGGGUAUCAGUGUCAAGUGUGUACAGUGGUGGUGCAUAAGCGAUGUCAUGAGGUCGUAGUCUCACGAUGUCCAGGACACAAGGAUGACGUAAAAGAGCAGUCCCAGUCGCAGUCACAGCGCUUCAACAUCAACUUGCCACAUCGAUUUAGCGUUCAUAGUUUCAAGAAGCCAACCUUUUGUGACCACUGCGGUUCACUGCUCUACGGCCUACUACGGCAAGGGUUGCAGUGUGAAGCCUGCAAGAUGAAUGUCCACAAGAGAUGCGACAAGAACGUUGCGCCAAACUGCGGUAUCAACCCCAAGAGAAUGGCCGAAAUCCUAUCUGAGAUGGGCGUCACUGGCGAUAAAUUGUCAAUACGCAGGAAAAAGGCCUCCAUCUCGGAAUACCCCAAAUUGGGUUCCUUGGAUGCCUGUGCCUCCUCCUCACGCCCCUCAUCCCGGCCCACUUCGCCUCGAUCCGCUCCCGCUGAGCUGGCAGGUGUUCCCAAGCUUGUUAUUGUUAGCAACGACUUGAAUGCAGGCAUCACCAAAAUCCACGACCUGACAGCAGCUACGGACAAGCUCUCGAUGGAGAUUGAUGACAGCAAGUUGGGCGUGUCCCACCUGGGCUCUUCCGUCCUGCGGACCCCCUCCCUCAAGGAGGAGCUGGAGCGGAUACCCAAGCGCAAGUUCAACCUGGAAGACUUCAACUUCAUCAAGGUCCUAGGGAAGGGCAGCUUUGGCAAGGUGAUGCUCGCGGAGAAGAAGAACAGCGAAGAGGUGUACGCGGUGAAAGUACUGAAGAAGCAUGCCAUCAUACAGGACGAUGACGUGGAAUGCACCAUGACAGAGAAGCGAGUACUGGUUCUAGCCAACAGACACCCCUUCCUGACCUCUCUACAUUCCUGCUUCCAAACUGUGGACCGACUGUACUUUGUCAUGGAAUAUGUCAACGGUGGGGACCUGAUGUUCCAAAUCCAGAGGGCCAGGAAGUUCAACGAACCCCGAGCGAAAUUCUACGCAGCUGAAGUAAUCCUUGCACUACAAUUCCUGCACCGGCACGGUGUUAUAUAUAGAGAUUUAAAAUUAGACAACAUCUUGUUAGACAUGGAGGGCCAUUGUAAGCUUGCCGACUUUGGUAUGUGCAAGGAGGGCAUCAUGAACGGGAGAACAACGGCAACAUUCUGCGGCACACCGGACUACAUUGCACCAGAGAUUCUACAUGAGCUAGACUACGGACCGUCAGUGGACUGGUGGGCCCUGGGUGUUCUGAUGUACGAGAUGAUGGCAGGUCAACCGCCCUUUGAGGCUGAUAACGAGGACGAUCUCUUUGACUCUAUCCUGCAUGACGAUGUACUCUACCCUGUCUGGCUCAGCAAGGAAGCAACGUCCAUUCUCAAAGCUUUCAUGGAGAAGAACCCUGCUAAGAGACUGGGUUGUGUGGAGAGCCAAGGCGGAGAGAACGCCAUCAGGCAGCACGCCUUCUUCUCCAGCAUCUCAUGGGAGAAACUGGAAGAGCUCAAAGUGGAACCCCCCUUCAAACCUAAGAUAAAAACGAAAAAGGACGUCAACAAUUUUGACGCCGACUUCACGCGGGAGGAGCCCAAGCUGACGCCCAUCACGGCCAACAUCGUCAAGUCCAUCAACCAGAACGAAUUCACCGGCUUCACCUACACACGGCCGGACCUGGACCGGCAGCAGCAGACCACCACGGACAUCGAUUGAUCACGGUAUGGGGGAGCGUGGUCUGGGUCACUUUAAUAGCUUCUUUAACAGCAACAACAAAAAGGCUUGAAAGACGUCAUUAGUCUUUAGGAAUUGAGAUUUCAAAACAGAUUUGCAUUCUUUUCUCCGAUUCGAGUUGAGAGUUUUAGAUAUCUCUAGUUCAGGGAGUACUGCCUAAGCGCUACAAGAGCGGGCGGUCUGAGACAGACUGAUCUCAGUUUCUCGGCAGAAGGAAAGAAGAGUGUCGCCUUCAGUGAGGAAGUACUUGGGACAAUCUUCACCUCUUCUCACUUUCAAUGACAGAAAAAUACUGCUUUUCCCGUCAGGUUGUCUUCAGCGUCUCAUCCGGAUCCAUUAGUAUAACCAUGAUAAUUCUCGGUGAGAUGAGAAGCCGACGAUUUGCCACACAAAAAACGGAGAAAGUACAAACUCCAAAAUGAAACUUAAAGCGCUUAUAGUCAGGUAGUAGUUAUUGCAAAAACAUAUCAAAAACAAAUUUUGAAAAAAACAAUAAAGUAAAAAAAAAUUUGAAGGGCAAAAUGUAAUUGACCUAUCGCGGUAGAAUCGCGUCAACGCAGCUUGUGAAAUGUUGUCCAAGUACAUGAUAUACAAGUGGACACUGAACGCGCAAAAUCUGAGACAGCAAAACUUUAAUACCGUACAAAAACUCCAUAAGGUUGUCUAAGGGGCGUGGCUAACUCGCAAACGGCGAUAGGUCAAUUGCCCACCAACUUAUGACAGAAAGCGAUGCGAGUCGCUGAUGAAAAAAUCACAACCCGGGAUGAUUUUGUCCGGAACAAUUCCAGCGAAAUUGAUCUAACCACACGGCCAUGCAUUCCUUAUAUAUUUGCCUGCUCUGUGUUACAUUCACAUGCAUAGGCUGUGGUAAUAAUUGUAUUUACAUAUGUACCAUCAUAAAAUCCUGGUAUACAACAGAAAGCCAUUCUGUGAUGCUGUGGCCAAGUGACAUUCAGGCAUUUUGACAAAUCAGACAUUGUCGCAGUUGUUGGAUUUAAGAAAUUACGCCACUGACCAAGCGGUUUACUUCUGGUUACAGAUUAAUAUGUUUAUUCCGUCACCAGCUUUAGAUAAGUCUGAAUACACUUUUGGAAUGUAGUGUUUCAUUGACGAAUGGAAAAUCUCAGUUACAAUAAUUGGCAGGACGUGGCGUCACGACAUGAAAAUCACUAUCGCAAUACAAUAUCCCAAUCAGAUAUGUUGAACUUCAGACGGAAGACUGUUUCAGAUGCCAGAAGUGCACAUUUUAGGACAUCUUGUAAAGUGCUGUGAGCAACACAUUAAUGUUUGAAAAAAUGUACCUUGAAAAUGAAAUGUUGAGUGCAAAUACAGCAGCUGGAGCAGUUUGGCAGAGUUGGAAAAACUGGAAACAUAAAACCCAACACACUAGUGCUGUAUGUGGACAACUUAUUAGAAUGAACAUAAUAAAUGCAUGUAUGUCAAACGUCAGCCUUAAGAACUGCAGUAAAAGUUCACGAUACCUAUCGUAUUGCGAUCUCGGUAUCAUGAUCGGCAGCGUAUCAUGGAAAAAGCAGUUAUGAAAUUCUUGAGCCCACAGUCCCGCACAUGUCUAUGUACAUUACUGCAUCGUACCCAGCCAAGCGAGUCCAUAGAAGUCAACACAACAGGGAUGCUUGUCCCCCUUUCUUGAGUUAUUCCAGCGUGUCAUCACAUAAAUCAAAAUUGUGAUGGCCAGUUAGCAGGCAUGCAACUUAUCCUCGGAUCAAGGCCCAAUUUCCCCGUGCUGCUAAGCACACAAUUUUCUGCUAACAGAGCCUCCAUCUAUUUCAUGGAGACCGUAAGCAGUAAGCACAGCGAAAGGCACGCUAACCUCAGAGGAAAAAAAUGCUUAACUUAGUGGCGUAACAAUAAAAAACUCCAUGCGCGGACCGUUAGCACAUACACGCCGCAAAAUAGUGCUUAAGGUUAGCAAAUUUUUGUGCUAUGAUUAGCACCAGAGUUUGCUUAGCGGUAGGCAGCGCUAUGAAAUUGGCCCCAGGUGAUUUCAUUGUUUUGUUUAACUUCGCUUGUAUUUCAUUAAAAACUAAAUAACACUACAGAGAGUCUUGUAGAGAUUAAAAUUUUCAUUUUUGGGGGGGGGGGUUCCCCAGUUGCAUGCCUGCAGUAAGAAAGGACACUCAGGAAAAAGCUGUACUGUCAUCACAUGCUCCGAUAGUUGUUAAAAAAAUGCAAAUUUUGAAGAAGAAAUAAUUGUGAAAAACCACAUCUGUGUUACACAGCGUACAAAUACUUGGCUGUCAUGUUUAUGUGGCUAAGUACAGUAACCACUCACCAUGUUCAUCAGUACACUACUUUCAUAAUUUGUCGUAUAACAAACAUCACGUACCGCAUGUGUACUAAACAUACAUUACAUGUGCACAGACAAUCUAUUGUUCCCUAUUGUGUGCAUGUCUCCAGAGGGCACGGUGUAUCAGAUCUUGUGUAUUGCGCUUCAAUAAACGCUGACAAUGUUUGUACUCUUUACGGAUCAAAGGAUUGCAAAAAUACAUACCGUCAUUACAUUGACUUAAAAUGUAACAAUUUUGAGGUGUAAAUCCUCAAUGGCGAAAUUUCAACCUUGUGCUUGGUUGAGACUUAGAUAUAUACCUAACUUUUAUCCUGUACGCGUAGAAUAACUGUGUGAGAUAUUCUGUGUAGAUAAUGUAGAUUUUGUUUUUGUUUUUUAGAAACGAUACUCUCAGAAUGUAGGUUUAAGGUUAGAAACGUCUUGCAAUGAUAUUUUUUUUUUUACAAGGCUUGAAAAAGUCUUCAAAACCACACUGUACAAAAACUAUGGCCACUCUGAAACCAUGUAUAUAGUAUAAAGGUAUUGUUAUUAGCGAAAAAGAAAAUAUGUAAGAUUUGUCAGUGUAUUAUUCUUAUUAUGACAGUUUAGCUGCAACUCACGAUAAAACCUUGUAUAAAAUAAACUUUUUUUUUUUUUUUUGGUUUUUUUUUUGUAACCGGGGACUACCAUUUGUCGGAAUGUGCAAUCUGCAUUACGUGUUAAAAAGUGUUUUUACAGUCGUGAGGAGUGGAGUGGACGAACCGUGUAAUCAUUGAGAAAAAAAAUUGCCGAAUCAGAAACGUGCCUGGGAUUUUUUUUAGUGAGUAUGUGCAAUGAAUGGUGGCGAUAGGUCACAUGGUGUAGCAAAAAAAACAGGUCUGAACCCCAAAUGUCUUGAUUGAAUACUCCUAAUCCUCACAUCGUGGUUCAAGAAUGAUUAUUAUUUCAGCGUUAUUGGGGGUUGUAGUGGAUUCGCUACUGCAUUUUAUGUCAUCUAAUUGGUGGGUCCUUAAUCACAUGUCAUUGAAUUAUUUCAACAGGUGGCAUACGCCGCCUUUCGUUCGCGGGUUAGGCCAAAAAAAAAAAUAUGUCGGUCUCUGGUCAGCGCGCGCGUCGAUUUUAAUCAUGCGCGUCAAUCUUUUUUUUUUCAAAAAUGUUCCGCGGU
Patiria miniata (bat star) is the source of this 6222-nucleotide messenger RNA. Its product is annotated as calcium-independent protein kinase C-like. The record is from RefSeq and is a predicted model, not a curated record. Gene Ontology annotation, molecular function: diacylglycerol-dependent serine/threonine kinase activity; ATP binding. Gene Ontology annotation, biological process: protein phosphorylation. Bases 440 to 2752 code for a protein of 770 amino acids. Lineage: Eukaryota; Metazoa; Echinodermata; Asteroidea; Valvatida; Asterinidae. The transcript is spliced from 16 exons.